AUGGCCUUGGGAGCCACAAAUGCCGCUUCAAUGUCUGGCUUCUUCAUCGGAGUCUACAUGACUGCAAGUGCUGUUGGUACCGCUGUCUGUUGGAUGAUCUUAAACACGUUUCCAGAUGCCUGGAACACUGGAGGUGUCAAGAAGCUGUUGUUGGGUGGACUUUCGGGUCAGCUCUUUGGUGCUCUUGGCUUCGUAAAGGUAGCAUGGGAUGGAAGAGACACAGAUGGCAACAGCUGGAUCUACUUUUUGAUGGCAGCCCGGGUCCUGCAGGGCUUUGGGCACGGAAUGAAUGACCAAGUCAUGAAGUGCUGCAUCGUAAAGCUUUCGCCAGUCGCCGACCGGCCCGUCCACUCCUUGAACAAGUUUGUGGCUAACACAGCUGGGAUCGGUUCUGGCCCCAUUCUGGUCGCCGUGGUGUUCUUCUUCUUCCAGAGACCACAUGAAGAGGCAACGUCUGCCGGAGGAUCGCAAAUCAGCAUCAUCACGGCGAACUUGCAAUGCUGGACAACUGCCGCUGUGCUCGCGGCUACUGCGCUGCUUUUCCCGGAGAUGAAGGUGGUGGCGCCUGACGAUGGCAAGGCUGUCCCAGCUCGAGGUCACCGAGCAGUGGUUCUUUCCGUGUGCAUUCUCAUGGACGCGCUCCGUGCCUUCAUCGUGUCUGGAGUUGAGUCGGCCACAUGUCUGCUGUUGCAGGAGAAGUUCGCAUGGAACCACGACAGUAUCGGCUUCUGCGUCGGGCUGACUUUCUGCCUGGUCGUGCCCGUUUAUACACUGCACAGGCAGUAUCAUGAAGCUGUCAGGGACAUUACGCUGAUGAGGCUGUACACGACACUGGGCAUGCUAGCUGCCGUGCUGCUAGGCGCUGCUACACAUCCUCAGGGCAUUCUCGCCGCUGACUCGGUCAUCUUUCCCACCACAUACCUCGCUGGCGCGCUAAACAUGGGCAUCCUGAACAGCAACGUCUUCCCGGACGGGUCCUUUCUGGACGCCAACAAUGUCAUGCUCAUCAAUGGCCUCAUUUCGAACGGCGUGGGACGCUUUGGUGGACCCGUCUUCUCGCGGUCUCUGAUAGCAGAGCUGGGUCAGAAAGCUUAUGCUGCUUGCCAGGCAUUGGCGAUGGGCGGUGUGCUAGCAGGCACUAGCCUGCUGUAG
Messenger RNA from Symbiodinium sp. CCMP2456, 1152 nucleotides. The record is from the annotation of a GenBank genome assembly. NCBI's taxonomy places the organism in Eukaryota, Dinophyceae, Suessiales, Symbiodiniaceae.